This is a messenger RNA of Aphanomyces astaci, 774 nucleotides long. RefSeq lists its product as hypothetical. Lineage: Eukaryota; Oomycota; Saprolegniomycetes; Saprolegniales; Verrucalvaceae. The transcript has a single exon. The record is from RefSeq and is a predicted model, not a curated record. Gene Ontology annotation, cellular component: endomembrane system; membrane. The coding region runs from base 1 to 774 and encodes 257 amino acids.
AUGGAAUUCGUCCUGAGCACCGACGUCCUGCUCGCAGCCAUGGCUGUCGCGGCCGUCUAUGUCGUCCAUUCGUAUCUAACGACACCUGCGGUACCCACACAGUCUCCUGCAUCGAAUCUUCCUCAAACGAAGAAGGCCGUGGACAAACCAUCGGCGCCACAGCAGCAGUACUUCACCUUGGACAAGCUGCGGGCGUUCAAUGGUGAAGGUGACAAGCCCAUCUACAUUGCGAUCAAGGGUGUGGUCUAUGACGUGAGUCGCAAGCGCGACUUCUAUGGUCCCGGGGAAGGCUACCACUUGUUUGCAGGCCGGGAAGCGGCUCGUGCGUUGGCAAAGAUGUCGUUUGAACCGGCCGACUUGGAGAACACCGACAUCAGCGACUUGAAUUUCAUGGAGAAGGAGAUUCUGAAGGACUGGAUCGACAAGUUUACGGACUACAACUCGUAUCCGAUUGUGGGGCGCGUCCUGCAGCAAACGGACUUGACGCGCACCGAGUUGAGCGCGUUCACGACAUUGCCAGUGUACGUGGCGCUGCGUGGUGUCAUCUACGACGUGACGUUGGGCGGGCUGGAGCACUACGGACCCAACGGAGGGUACAAAUUGUUCGCAGGUCGCGACGCCACCCGCGCGUUGGCGCUCAUGUCGUUCGACCAAGAACACUUGGACAACCCCACGGAGGAUGGACUGACCGAGACGCAGAUCAAGACCCUUGCGGACUGGGAAGCCAAGUUCCAGUCCAAGUAUGGAGUCGUGGGCAAGGUCAUCGUAGAAUGA